Molecule: messenger RNA, 834 nt
Organism: Vicia villosa (hairy vetch)
Lineage: Eukaryota; Viridiplantae; Streptophyta; Magnoliopsida; Fabales; Fabaceae
Product: protein ABIL1-like
Exons: 8
Coding region: 1-834 (277 amino acids)
Source: RefSeq, a predicted model, not a curated record
AUGGAUGUGAAGUUGAAGUCUCUUUCUGAAGGUGAACAUGAAGAAGAAGAAGAAGAAAACAUGCACUUUCUGAAAUCUCUUCAGGAGCUAAGAGAAUUGAGGUCUCAGCUUCAUUAUGCUGCUGAUUACUGUGAAACAACAUUCUUAGAAAGUGAAAAGAAAAAAGAUGUUAUGGAAAACACAAAAGAAUACAUAUGUAGAGCUAUGGUGACUGUGGUUGAUCAUCUUGGAAAUGUUUCUUCUAAUCUUGAAGGACUUAUUUCUCACACAAAUUCAUUUUCUGAUGCUGAGAUAAAAAUUCAAUGCCUCAAACAAAGACUUUUCUCAUGUGAGCAAUAUGCUGAUAAACUUUCAAUCUCAAAUAUGCAAUGGAGGGAGAAAUUGCCAAGAUUUCAUACAAGAUAUUUAUCAUCAUCUCCUAUCCUUGAAAAAUCACAAGAGAAUUUGAAGCCAGCAACUGCUACAAAUAACAAGCACAACAAUUUGGCUUUUGUGAUGCCUGUUCGCGACGGUUUGAAAGUGUUAGCGAAAGUAUCAAAUCCUACAUUUCAUUUCCAAGUAACAACUGCUGCUGAUUUGGAAAUGGACACUACUUCUCCAUCUCUUAAUCCAAACCAAGUCACACAAACUUGCGAACAAUCGAGCGUUGCUCAACCAGAUUCUGCUGCUGACCAUAAGGGGAGUCCUUCUGCAAGCUGCAGCAGUACUCCUGCCAAGAGGGUCGCUACGUCGACCUCAAUCAACGACCUCAUUCAGGCUGAAGAGCUCACUCCUAAACAAUCGGCCACUAAGUCCAAGAAUGGAAAAAAGACAAAGCAGCUCAAAAAUGACUAA